UGCGCUGAGGAGGUGGGGUUGCUGCGCUGAGUAAAGCAGAUCCUUUUGGAGAGGGUUUGCUCUCUGAAACAAUUGCACUCGGCCGGGUCUGACCCGCUGCAGUGGGUGGGAGCCAGUGGGGAAGGGAUGGGCAGGGAGCGGGGCAGCGCUGCCAGCUGGAUACAGCUCAGGGCUCUCCGUGCCGCUCGCCUUCCGUCUCCUAACAGGGAGAGGUCUGGGAGGAGACAGCGUCCGUGCAUCCUGUGGCAGGGCUGGUGGCUCUGCAUGUCCGUGAGGGACGCUCGGGCACCUGGACCGCUGUCCUCAGAAAGGAUCUGGCCAUUGGCAUGGUCACAGGGCAGUGCAGAGCCGAGCCGGGGAAGACGUCGGGUCUGCUGAAGGUGGUCCUUCUCUGCUGGAGGCCCAGAGGUUGUGCGCACCCAGGGCCCGGCCGAGCUGUCUGUCGCCCCGGCUCCUGCCGACGAAGGGUGCCUGGGGCGGGUUGGAGGCUUCGGUUUUGGCGUUGGGGCAGCAUCCCCGCCUGCCUAGGCAGGGUUAAAUUGGAUUCCCUGGCUAGGCUGAGCCGUGUUGCUGGAAAACACUCCUCUCCCUCCUGGGGGACCCUUGGCUGGGCUUGACGCCGGGCCUGGAGCCGGGCCAGGCUUCUGGGGUGCAAGCACGACUGGGGCCAUGCAGAUGACAUGAUGCUUAUGGCCCUGGCUUUUUCCAUCUGCAGCCAGUCCCUGCGGCGGGGAUCAAGCCACGCUCAGCUCGGCUGACAGCCCUGGCUGAGCUCCCUGGUCCCUCGCCUUCCUGGCGUGCCCUUCGCCUGGGCCACAGGUCCCCGGGGGUGCUCGGGCGCGUGGUGGGCACAGCAUAGGCUGCUCCCCAGAGGUUUUGAACUGCUGGGCCGUGCUGGCGCCGUGUUUUCACGGGUGGUGUGAGCGCUUCCGGCAGCGCCGAGCAGCUGCCAAAAUGCCGGCGCUUUCGAGCAUGUCCCAGGUGGGUUCUGCACCUGGAGGACGGCAGCCAGCCGGCUGUGGGGCGCACCCAGGGUGCUGGAGGGGUCGGGGUGGGUGCUCUGUGGUGCAGGGAGGGCUUGCAGCCAUCCUGACCAGCCUCUUCCCCCCUGCCCUGUCCCGCAGGCUGGAGGAGGUGCCCUUGGAGGUGCUACGGCAGCGGGAGUCCAAGUGGCUGGAUAUGCUCAACAACUGGGACAAGUGGAUGGCAAAAAAACACAAGAAGAUCCGGCUGCGGUGCCAGAAAGGGAUCCCACCCUCGCUGCGGGGCCGAGCCUGGCAGUACCUCUCUGGGAGCAAGGUCAAGCUUGAGCAGAGCAUCGGCAAGUUUGACGAACUGGAUGUCCUCCCAGGAGACCCAAAGUGGCUGGAUGUGAUCGAGCGGGAUCUCCAUCGGCAGUUCCCCUUCCAUGAGAUGUUCGUCUCGCGUGGAGGCCAUGGGCAGCAGGACCUGUUUCGGGUGCUGAAGGCAUACACGCUGUACCGCCCAGAGGAGGGCUACUGCCAGGCCCAGGCCCCCAUCGCCGCCGUCCUGCUCAUGCACAUGCCGGCCGAGCAAGCGUUCUGGUGCCUGGUGCAGAUCUGUGAGAAGUACCUCCCCGGCUACUACAGUGAGAAGCUGGAGGCCAUUCAGCUGGACGGGCAGAUCCUCUUCUCGCUGCUGCACAAGGUCUCACCUGUGGCCUACAAGCACCUGAGCAAGCAGAAGAUCGACCCCAUCCUCUACAUGACGGAGUGGUUCAUGUGUGCCUUCUCCCGCACGCUGCCCUGGAGCUCCGUCCUGCGUGUCUGGGACAUGUUCUUCUGUGAAGGGGUGAAGAUCAUCUUCCGGGUGGGCCUCGUGCUGCUCAAACACACCCUGGGCUCCUCGGACAAGCUCAAGUCCUGCCAGGGCCAGUACGAGACCAUGGAGAGGCUGAGGGCCCUCAGCCCCAAGAUCAUGCAGGAGACCUUCCUGGUGCAGGAGGUCAUCGAGCUGCCGGUGACGGAGCGUCAGAUCGAACGGGAGCACCUCAUCCAGCUGAAGAAGUGGCGGGAGACGCAUGGGGAGCUGCAGUGCAAGUCCCCCCCGCGCCUGCACGGCGCCAAAGCCAUCAGCGAGGCCGAGCCCCCCACCCGCAAGGCGCUGGAGUCCGUCCCCUCCAUCAUCGUCCCCCCUGGGCCUGCCCCCGUGCCCAAGGCCCGAAAGAGCAAGGAGAAGAGCAGAGAAAAGGGCCCGGCCAGCCCCGCCAAUGGCCCCGGGGCUGAGGGCAAUGGGGUGCCUGGCUCGGCCCGGGAGCUGCUGCACCCCCAGGUCUCCCCCCAUCACCAGUCCAAGGAGAGCCUGAGCUCCCGGGAGAGUGAGGACACGUACUUGUAGGGCCGGCGCGGCGCUGGGUCCACAACCCGGGCAGCCGGGCUCAGCUGGGCUGUGCACGGACCUGGGCUGAAGGACGCUAAUGGGGGGUGUGCGGGGAGUGCGGUGCCCGGUGCAGGGGGGCUCUGUGGUGAGGGAUGGGGGCGAGAUGGCUGCCGUGGCUCCCUGCGGCUGGUGGGGCUCCCUGGGGCCACCGCGGUCCCUGUGUGCAGGGAUGCCUGUGCAGGGCGGGCUUGAAGCUGGGGGCCAUUAGCAGGAGCUUGGCAAGGUGUGGUGACCAAAGGGGCCACCUUCAGGCCAUGCUGGGUGCCCACCCCAGCAGGGUGCUGGCACCACAAGUGGUGGGAGCCCUGGCAGGGGGUGGCUGAGCCACUUGAGCUCCCUCCCCAGGGCUGGGGGGGCUGAGCUGCCCCUUGGGCCCUUCUCCCUGUCCUCAAGCCCCUUAACCCCUGUCCCCAGGGUCCCUCCUGUGGCCCCCACCCUCCUGCCUGCCCUGCACUGGAUGGGCAGACCCAGACUCCAAGCGCUCAUGCCUGGUGCAGGGGGGACACGCAAGGAGCCGGGGGGACCCCUCACCCCCCUCCUCUUUAUCUAGUGAGGAUAUAUCCAGUGUAGCCCUAUAUCUAGUACCGAAUUUACCUACUCACUGAGCCUAUUUAUUAUUCCUCCGUGGCAGUAACUGUCGCAGGACAGGGACCGAGGUUGGGAGCUGCAGGCAGGAUGUACCGGAGGCAGCGGGAUUUGAUGCCAGACCAUAACCAUGGGGCUAAAGCCCCCCCCACCCCCCUUCCCUGGGCUCCCCACGGCUCGGGAGGGAGUGUUUGCCCUGUUGG
Molecule: messenger RNA, 3188 nt
Organism: Egretta garzetta (little egret)
Lineage: Eukaryota; Metazoa; Chordata; Aves; Pelecaniformes; Ardeidae
Gene: TBC1D10A
Product: TBC1 domain family member 10A
Exons: 8
Coding region: 955-2358 (467 amino acids)
Source: RefSeq, a predicted model, not a curated record